Messenger RNA from Sitophilus oryzae (rice weevil), 1344 nucleotides. RefSeq lists its product as uncharacterized. NCBI's taxonomy places the organism in Eukaryota, Metazoa, Arthropoda, Insecta, Coleoptera, Curculionidae. Bases 1 to 1344 code for a protein of 447 amino acids. The record is from RefSeq and is a predicted model, not a curated record. The transcript has a single exon.
AUGAAGUCUGAGGAUUAUAGGUCCAAAAUCGAGGAUCUACUGGAGCCCCAGACUUAUAAGUUACUGAAGAAGGAUCCUACUGCCUUAAUUGUCAGAAACACCAACAGACUCAUCAAGGCCUCCUCACUCCCGGAACAUCUGAAAUCAAAAUUAAUUAACUCGGAAGCUCAACCACCACGCCUUUAUGGACUACCAAAAAUUCAUAAAGCUAGUGUCCCACUUAGACCGAUAGUGAGUGCUCCAGGAUCGCCUACUUACAACUUAGCUAAAUACUUGACUACGAUCCUACAACCGAAAGUCGGCAACACAAACUCUUAUGUGAAGGACUCAACGCAUUUCGUCCAAAAGCUAAAAGAUAUAAAACUGGAACCAUCUGACAUCAUGGUAAGCUUCGAUGUGGUAUCUCUAUUCACGAGAGUACCCCUAGGCGAGUCAAUGGAUCUAAUCAAGGAAUCAUUCCCACCUGACAUCGCGGAGCUCUUCCGAGUGUGUCUGACUGGUAGCUAUUUCUUAUGGAACGGCAAUUACUACGAACAAACAGAAGGUGUCGCAAUGGGUAGCCCAAUCAGCCCAAUAAUUGCUAAUUUCUUUAUGGAGAGAUUUGAAGAAAAAGCGCUAGAGUCAUCCGUUCUGAAGCCCGCUGUAUGGUUUCGUUAUGUGGACGAUACAUUUGUGGUUUGGAAACAUGGACGUGACAGCCUAGAUGACUUCCUUCAUCACCUUAAUUCGCAGAGCCCGAGCAUAAAAUUUACCAUGGAAACCGAAGUAAACAACCAACUGGCCUUCCUCGAUGUGCUUGUCAAGAGAAAUGGCGACCUUUUGGAUCACACCGUGUAUCGAAAACCCACUCAUACAGACCGGUACUUACACAAACUAUCAAAUCACCAUCCAAGCCAAAAACAGGGGAUUAUCGGAACAUUAGCAAAUAGGGCAAGACGUAUCUGUGCUAAUGAACACAUCCAAGAGGAACUAAGUCAUUUAAAUAAAGCCUUUCUUGCCAAUGGCUAUAAUGACAGAGAAAUAAAGGCGGCGCUGGCACCUAGGCAGAGGAGACCUGACGCCAAUGAACAGGAAAACAUCAUUAAUAAGGCCUUCCUUCCAUAUGUUUCCCAGGUCACCGAUAGGAUUGGUAAAGUUCUCAAGAAGCAUAACAUCAAAACCAUAUACAAACCUACCCGAAAAAUAAGGGACUGCUUAAGACCAGCAAAAGACAAAAGAGAACCAUUAUCCUCUGCAGGGAUCUACCGUAUACCUUGUUCCUGCGGUAGCGUAUAUAUUGGAAUUACCAAACGCUCAGUAGAAACGAGACUUACGGAACACAAGAGAAACUGCAGAUUAGGGUAA